AUGUCGCCCAGCCUUUUCGACCCCAUCCACAUCGGCUCCAUCCCCCUCUCCCACCGCGUCGCCAUGGCACCUCUAACCCGCUACCGCGCCAACGAUGCCCACGUGCACACCUCUCUCGCUACAGAAUACUAUGGUCAGCGGGCCUCCGUCUCUGGAACCCUCCUCAUCACUGAAGCCACCUUCAUCUCUCCCCGCGCCUCUGGCUACGCGAACGUGCCUGGUAUAUACAACAAGGAUCAGAUUGCGGCGUGGAAGAAUGUCACGGAUGCGGUUCACAAGGAGGGCAGCUAUAUAUUCUGUCAGCUGUGGGCAUUGGGACGGACGGCGAAGCCGGAGAUUGUGAGGAAGGAAGCCGGCGAGAAAUGGUUCGCCAGCAGCAGCAGCGUCCCUAUGGAGGCUGGGACCGAGGAACCGAGAGCCCUAGACGAGGAAGACAUCCGGGGCUUAGUAGGAGACUACGUGCAAGCUGCGAAGAAUGCGAUUGAGGCUGGGUUCGAUGGCGUGGAGAUCCAUGGCGCCAAUGGAUAUUUGAUCGAUCAAUUUAUACAGGAUGUGGUCAACAAGAGGACGGAUGCGUGGGGUGGAAGUGUGGAAAAGAGAUCUAGAUUUGCCCUUGAGGUUGCCAAGGCGGUCGUUGAGGCUGUAGGGAGUGAGAAGGUGGGGAUCCGGUUGAGCCCCUUCAGCACAUUCCAGGGGAUGAAGAUGGCACAUCCGGUACCACAGUUCAGCCAUCUGGUUGAGGGACUCAAGGAGCUGAAGCUGGGCUAUCUACACUUGGUGGAGUCGCGCAUUUCAGGCAACGCAGAUGUUGAGACCACAGAAAGAGUUGAGCCUUUGCUGAAGAUUUGGGGCAAGACGAGUCCGGUGCUUCUGGCUGGUGGGUUCCAGCCGGACAGUGCGAAGCGCGCGGUUGAGAAAGAGUAUACCGGACAGGACAUCAUGAUUGUGUUUGGCAGACACUUCAUCUCGAACCCGGACUUGCCAUUUAGGAUUGAGAAGGGCAUAGAGCUGACGAAGUAUGACCGUGACACGUUCUAUAAGACCGAAAGCCCCGAUGGAUAUGUCGACUAUCCUUUCAGCAAGGAGUGGGAGGCGCAGAGCAAGCUGUAG
Molecule: messenger RNA, 1110 nt
Organism: Letharia lupina
Lineage: Eukaryota; Fungi; Ascomycota; Lecanoromycetes; Lecanorales; Parmeliaceae
Exons: 1
Coding region: 1-1110 (369 amino acids)
Molecular function (GO): NADPH dehydrogenase activity; FMN binding
Source: RefSeq, a predicted model, not a curated record